CCACUCAAUUGUACCUGGCCCAUCCUCGGCGCCGACCGUAUCUUUGAAAUGGCAAGCAAAAUGACGCCUUUAAUCCGCACCGCCGUCCGGUCGGCAUGCCGCUCAACACCAAAGCCGCAGAUCAGCAUGAGCAGCAGGACAAUCUCUUCGACGGCCUCAAGACGUAGCGAUACGCUCAUGGUCCACCGCAACACGCCCGACAACAACCCAGACAUCCCCUUCAAGUUCUCGGCCCAGAACGAAAAGGUCAUCACCGAAGUCCUGAAGCGCUACCCUCCCCAGUACAAAAAGGCCGCCGUCAUGCCGCUGCUCGACAUUGGCCAGCGUCAGCAUGGCUUCACCAGCAUCAGCGUCAUGAACGAGGUCGCUCGCAUCCUCGAGAUGCCUCCCAUGCGCGUCUACGAGGUCGCCAGCUUCUACACCAUGUACAACCGCACCCCCGUGGGCAAAUACUUUGUUCAGGCCUGCACGACGACACCAUGCCAGCUCGGCGGCUGCGGCUCCGACGCCAUCGUCAAGGCCAUCAAGGAGGAGCUCGGCAUCUCGCAGGGCCAGACCACCCCGGACGGCCUCUUCACCUUCAUCGAGGUCGAGUGCCUCGGCGCCUGCGUCAACGCCCCCAUGAUCCAGAUCAACGAUGACUACUACGAGGAUCUGACCCCGGAGACCACCAAGAGCCUACUCGCCGGCCUCAAGGACCCCAGCAAGCCCGUGCCUCCCGCUGGUCCCCUGAGCGGCCGCCACUCGUGUGAGCACAGCGGAGGCCUCACGAACCUGACGAGCGAGCCAUGGGGUAUUGAGACCACGAGGAGUGAUCUGUGA
Molecule: messenger RNA, 822 nt
Organism: Pyricularia pennisetigena
Lineage: Eukaryota; Fungi; Ascomycota; Sordariomycetes; Magnaporthales; Pyriculariaceae
Exons: 3
Molecular function (GO): NADH dehydrogenase activity
Source: RefSeq, a predicted model, not a curated record